AUGUCUUCUGGAAUGCCCCUAGACAUUUCAUAGCUGAAUACUGAUGAUGUCUAGGCAAGAUAAUCAAAGAUGCCAGUGCAUUCUGCAGCAAAGAGAUCAAAUCGUCGCUAAGUUUAAGAAUCUCCUGAUGAUUUUGAUGACCGAGCAAAGGCAAACGCAUCUCAAGUAACAAAACUACAUGAGUUCCGUCGAGAAAACAUCAGAGAACUCGAAGCACCUACUAGAGACUAUUUCAAGUAUGACCCUAAUGAAAAAAGGAGAUAUGAUGCCCUUAAGGUAGAAACUCUAUUCAAAUUCUAAAGCACUUAUAAAGCAAUAAAAUGGGGAAUCGUUGUAGGUUCAAUGUUUGCCUUUCACAGAUAUUUCAGAACUAGAGACUUGAAUGCAGCUGCUCAUUGGUUCACUGUAAUGUCUUUUGUCAGCUUCUUCAACAUAUGGGUUUCGUAUGGAUUACAAGAAUUUGUUACUGAAUAUGGAAGUAGAAAAUCCUUAUCAUUAGCUGCUAGAAAUGAGUAUCAUACUAAUGCCUAUAAAUCUUAUUUGAACAAUCUUCAGUACAAUGUUAAAUCGUUAGAUGAUAAAGUUCAACCAGUUCUUCAUAAUAGCUAGGCCUUAGCUCUAAAUGAUUUCAUAUCUAACUAUGAUAACUAUAUAAAGGACAGAUUUGUAACUAAAGAGCUUACAAAGGAUGAGCUAUUUAACAAUCUGGUCUAGAAAUCACAAAAGAAUCCAGAUAAAUUUACUGAAAGCUAGUUAAUACAAAUUCAAGUCUUAAGGAAGGAUCAAUACUCAAAAUAGUUAAUAAAACAAGUGGAAGAUGGACCAGCUUUAAAAGAACUAAUAUAGCAAGUCUUUGAUAAUAUAGAUGCAGUUGAUCUCAAGAGCUUCAACUUUGACAAAGAUCCAGAUUCGUCUUUUAGAUCAUUAUUAUGA
Molecule: messenger RNA, 933 nt
Organism: Stylonychia lemnae
Lineage: Eukaryota; Ciliophora; Spirotrichea; Sporadotrichida; Oxytrichidae
Source: the annotation of a GenBank genome assembly